AUGUGCUCCUGUGGUCGACUUGGCGUUGGCGAAACUUGUCGACCGAUCCACCAAAGAUUAGCAGAGCACAAAAAUGCUUGUAAGGGCAGCUGUGUCGAAUGGUCAGAAGUGGAGGAAUAUAUGAUGGAGACUGGGCACGAGGUAGAAUGGUCUCGUACGCAGAGAUUUGUUGAUUAUGGUAUGUCUGCUACUAAACGCAAGAUACGGGAGGUUAUUGAAAUUAACAGAUUAGGGAAUGGUGGUAGACAGUUGAGUAAGAAUUUCUUAUGCUUGAUUGAACGAUUGAAAGAUGGUGUUGAGUCGCCGUCCAAAAGAAGACGACUCAAUUUGUCAGCUGAGUGA
This is a messenger RNA of Protopolystoma xenopodis, 342 nucleotides long. Lineage: Eukaryota; Metazoa; Platyhelminthes; Monogenea; Polystomatidea; Polystomatidae. The record is from the annotation of a GenBank genome assembly.